AUGCGCCUCCCGUAUGUCGCCGACCCGCCACCAACGGACACACCCGAGGAGGCCGAGAUUCUGGCCAGGGUCCAAGCCAGACGUGCACCCAAUGGCCUCCUCCCCCUAGACCGGGCCCUUCUGCAUUCAUUCCCCGUGGCAAACGGGUGGAACUCAUUUCUCGGCGCAAUUCGCCAAAGGACCAGCCUCAGCGAUGUGAUCCGUGAACUUGUCAUCUCCCGCGUGGCAAUCCUCAAUGGCGCCCUGUUUGAGUGGGAGCAGCAUUCGCCUUUGCUAUCACAGGCUGGGUUGAGUGAUACAGCGCUCCAAGUUGUCGGCGAUGUUGAUGCUGAUAUUGAUGCAAAGGUGGCGGAAGGAGUGUUUAGCGCUGCCGAAGGCGCUGUUUUGCGGUAUACCGAUGCCGUUACAAAGACUGUUACUGUGCCGGAAGUGAUUUUCGCCGCUGUUAAGGAGCGCUUUAGUGAUAGAGAGGUUGUCGAAAUUACUGCGACUGCUGCUGCUUAUAAUUGUGUCAGUCGGUUUUUGGUUGCGUUGGAUGUUGGAGAGAAGAAUAUGUGA
Molecule: messenger RNA, 558 nt
Organism: Aspergillus mulundensis
Lineage: Eukaryota; Fungi; Ascomycota; Eurotiomycetes; Eurotiales; Aspergillaceae
Product: carboxymuconolactone decarboxylase family protein
Exons: 1
Coding region: 1-558 (185 amino acids)
Molecular function (GO): peroxiredoxin activity
Source: RefSeq, a predicted model, not a curated record